AUGGCAGCGCCGGGCGAUAGGACCGAGCCACAGCACGAGUACAGCUGCAACUAUGUGGUGUCGCGUCCUGUCUACAGCGAGCUGGCCUUUCAGCAGCAAUACGAACAGCGCCUGCAGGAGCGCAAGACUCUGAGGGAUCGUCUGACCAAAGGCUGCAGUUGCUCCAGAAGGAAAGCCAUUGGUGUGCUGAAGACUCUCCUGCCUGUCUUGGACUGGCUCCCCAAGUACCGAGUUAAAGAAUGGCUGCUUAGUGACAUCAUUUCAGGAGUUAGUACUGGGCUGGUGGCUACACUGCAAGGCAUGGCGUACGCUCUGCUAGCAGCGGUUCCCGUCGGCUUUGGUCUAUAUUCUGCCUUUUUCCCUAUCCUGACAUAUUUUUUCUUUGGAACAUCAAGACACAUCUCCGUUGGACCUUUCCCAGUGGUCAGUUUAAUGGUGGGAUCCGUUGUUCUGAGUUUGGCACCCGAUGAAGACUUUGUUAUAUCCAGCAGCAAUGGGACGGCAUUGAAUACGACCGUCAUAGACUUUGCGGCAAGAGAUACAGCACGAGUUUUAAUUGCAAGCACACUUACUCUUUUGGUUGGAGUCAUACAGUUGAUCUUUGGGGGUUUGCAGAUUGGCUUCAUAGUGCGGUACUUGGCAGAUCCUUUGGUUGGCGGAUUCACAACAGCUGCUGCUUUCCAAGUGUUUGUCUCACAGCUAAAGAUUGUCCUCAACGUUUCAACCCAAAACUAUAAUGGAGUUCUCUCCAUUAUCUAUACUCUUAUUGAGAUUUUUGAAAAUAUUAGUAACACCAAUCUUGCUGAUUUCACUGCUGGAAUACUCACCAUUAUCAUCUGUAUGGCAGUUAAGGAAGUAAAUGAUCGAUUUAAACACAAAAUCCCAAUUCCUAUUCCUAUAGAAGUAAUUGUGACAAUAAUUGCUACUGCCAUUUCAUAUGGAGUCAACCUGGAGAAAAAAUACAAUGCUGGCAUUGUUAAAUCCAUCCCAAGGGGGUUUUUGCCGCCUGCAAUUCCAUCUGUGUCCUUAUUUUCUAAGAUGUUGGCUGCAUCCUUUUCCAUUGCCGUUGUGGCUUAUGCUAUCGCAGUAUCUGUAGGAAAAGUCUAUGCCACCAAGUAUGAUUACACCAUCGAUGGGAACCAGGAAUUUAUUGCCUUUGGGAUCAGCAACAUCUUUUCAGGAUUCUUCUCUUGUUUUGUCGCCACCACCGCCCUGUCGCGCACUGCUGUCCAAGAGAGCACCGGGGGAAAGACACAGGUUGCCGGCAUCAUCUCAGCUGGGAUUGUGCUGAUCGCCAUUGUUGCCCUGGGGAAGCUGCUCGAACCUUUACAGAAGUCGGUCUUGGCAGCUGUUGUAAUUGCCAACCUGAAAGGGAUGUUUAUGCAGGUGUGUGACAUUCCUCGUCUGUGGAGGCAGAACAAGAUUGAUGCUGUUAUCUGGGUGUUUACAUGCAUAGCAUCCAUCAUUCUGGGGCUGGACCUGGGUUUACUGGCUGGCCUUGUAUUUGGAUUGCUGACUGUUGUCCUGAGAGUUCAGUUUCCCUCAUGGAGUAGCCUUGGAAGCAUCCCUAGCACAGACAUUUAUAAAAGUACCAAGAACUACAAAAAUAUUGCAGAACCUGAAGGAGUGAAGAUUCUUAGAUUUUCUAGUCCUAUAUUUUAUGGCAAUGUCGAUGGCUUUAAAAAAUGUAUCAAGUCUACAGUUGGAUUUGAUGCCAUUAGAGUGUAUAAUAAGAGGCUGAAAGCACUGAGAAAAAUACAGAAACUCAUCAAGAAAGGGAAAUUGAGAGCCACAAAGAAUGGUAUUAUCAGUGAUAUUGGUUCAUCAAAUAAUGCUUUUGAGCCUGAUGAAGACAUUGAAGACCCUGAAGAAUUUGAUAUACCAACCAAGGAAAUAGAGAUUCAAGUGGAUUGGAACUCUGAGCUUCCAGUCAAAGUGAAUGUUCCGAAAGUGCCAAUCCACAGCCUCGUGAUUGAUUGUGGAGCUGUAUCUUUCUUGGAUGUGGUUGGUGUGAGAUCCCUGCGAGCGAUUGUCAAGGAAUUCCAAAGAAUUGAUGUAAAUGUGUAUUUUGCUUCUCUUCAAGAUUCUGUGAUAGAAAAGUUGGAGAAGUGUGGUUUCUUUAGCGAUAACAUUAGGAUGGACAUAUUCUUUCUGACCGUCCACGAUGCUGUCCUCCACCUACAGAACCGGAUUAAGUCCCGAGAGGUGCAGGAUUCCAUUUUAGACACGAUCACCCUUAUGCAAGAUUGUAAAGAUCCUCUUGAGUUAAUGGAAACAGAGCUGAUUGAAGAAGAACUUGAUGUCCAGGAUGAGGCGAUGCGUAGACUUGCUUCCUGA
This is a messenger RNA of Condylura cristata (star-nosed mole), 2337 nucleotides long. It is a transcript of the gene SLC26A4, whose product is annotated as solute carrier family 26 (anion exchanger), member 4. The transcript has 20 exons. NCBI's taxonomy places the organism in Eukaryota, Metazoa, Chordata, Mammalia, Eulipotyphla, Talpidae. The coding region runs from base 1 to 2337 and encodes 778 amino acids. Gene Ontology annotation, biological process: transmembrane transport. Gene Ontology annotation, cellular component: membrane. Gene Ontology annotation, molecular function: bicarbonate transmembrane transporter activity; secondary active sulfate transmembrane transporter activity; oxalate transmembrane transporter activity. The record is from RefSeq and is a predicted model, not a curated record.